Durio zibethinus is the source of this 1593-nucleotide messenger RNA. The record is from RefSeq and is a predicted model, not a curated record. NCBI's taxonomy places the organism in Eukaryota, Viridiplantae, Streptophyta, Magnoliopsida, Malvales, Malvaceae.
CUUUCUCUGCAAAUCCCUUGUUUGGAAGUGAUUCUCAACCAUAUCUCAAAAACCUUUACAAAAGAUAGAAAGCUCAAGCAUACACCAUGGUUUUCUCAUCUGUUCCAGUCUAUCUAGAUCCACCCAACUGGCAACAGCAACCAACUUAUCAGCAACCUGGAGUUAUUACUAGUGAGAAUCAUCGUAAUCCUCAGCUUCCACCACCACCACCACCAGCAGAUGGUGGUGGUGGUGGUGGUGCAGGCGCUAUGAGGCCUGUUUCAAUGGCGGAACGAGCUAGGCUAGUUAAGAUACCACAGCCUGAGUCAGCUCUCAAGUGCCCUCGAUGUGAAUCAACAAAUACUAAAUUUUGUUACUACAACAAUUACAGCCUUUCACAGCCUCGCCACUUUUGCAAGACUUGUAGACGAUACUGGACUAUAGGAGGUGCUUUAAGGAACGUGCCGGUUGGUGGUGGCUGUAGAAGAAACAAAAGAAGCAAAGGCGGUAAGAGAUCAAAGUCUCCAUCAGUAGUAUCCGAACGCCAUACAGGGUCAAGCUCAUCUUCUAGUACACUUGCUUCUAAUAGUUGCACUGAUAUGUUAGGCCACAUGAACCCUGCAGCGCCGCAAUUGCCUCUAUUACCCCCUUUACAGCAUCUUGGUGACUAUAAUUCUGAUGAUAUCGGGAUAAAUUUUGGGGGAAUCCAGGCUCAGGUGGCGGCCACAGGCUGUGGUGGUGGUGGAUCAAUGUUAACAAGUGGACUAGUAGAACAGUGGAGACUGCAACAAGUUCAACAAUUUCCAUUUUUAACCAAUUUAGAGCCUCCAACAGGGUUAUAUCCAUUUGAAGGUGAACGAGUGGAGCCACUAAGUUAUGCUGGUCAGCUACGGUCUAAGCAAUUGGAGAGUGCGAUUACUCAGUUGGCAGCUGUUAAAAUGGAAGAAACUCAAGGGUUGAAUUUAUCAAGGAAUUUUUUGGGAAUUCCAGGAAGUGAUCAGUACUGGGGUGGUGGUGGUGGUGGUGGCAAUGCAUGGACUGAUCUUUCUGGUUUCACCUCUUCUUCCACGACUCAUUUCUUUUGAUUUUUUUAGUAUCUUUUUUACCCCCAAAACCCAAUCCAAUCUUUUUUUUCCCCUUUUGUUGGUUGAAUUACUUUACAGGUUUCAUCAAAGAGAAUUCAACUCAUAGAUAAGGAUUUUGAAUGAACAGCUACUCUAACUUUUGCAAAAUUUCAAGUUUCCAACCUGAUGAUGAGAAAGUGAUGAUCAAUUGGAAAAGGAAGGGAUGGAAUGAAUUUCUUGUCACUCCAUAUCUACUAAAAGAGAAGACUUUAGAAAAUGGUAGAUUUCUACUCUCUAAAAUUUCUUGCUGUUGUAUUUCUUUUGUGUUCUAUGCGUCAGGCAUAUAGUUUAAAUUUUAGUAUCUACAAUCUCUUCUAAAAUCUUCAAACUGCAGUUUCAUUUGUAAAAAUAUAUUAAGUAGAUCUUAUAUGUAAUAUUCAAUGGAGAGAAUUUCGGUAUCUGACAUGAAGAAGAUAGAUUGUUAAUGUUAGAGUUGAUCAAAUGCUUUGUACUAAGUGAUUUCCCUUGAAAAAUGAUAUGUGAAUGAAAA